Messenger RNA from Misgurnus anguillicaudatus (oriental weatherfish), 3305 nucleotides. RefSeq names its product dachshund a (gene dacha). Lineage: Eukaryota; Metazoa; Chordata; Actinopteri; Cypriniformes; Cobitidae. Gene Ontology annotation, biological process: regulation of transcription by RNA polymerase II. Gene Ontology annotation, molecular function: DNA-binding transcription factor activity, RNA polymerase II-specific; RNA polymerase II cis-regulatory region sequence-specific DNA binding. Gene Ontology annotation, cellular component: transcription regulator complex; nucleus. The record is from RefSeq and is a predicted model, not a curated record.
GUUGUUGUACAUUAGCGACUAUCAGCAGACGCGAACGGAGACGCAUGAGAAACACCGCGUGAAAGCCGCGAAACAGUGCGAGGAGCCAGCAAAGGUGUGCUUGAGAAUCAAAAGUGCGGAAAGGAGGAAACUUCACACAAACUAUGGCCGUAUCAGCAACUCCCCCGGUGCUUUCGCCGACAUCCACUCCCGGGGGCUCGAGCAGCCUCUUCCGUCCCGACUCUCUGUACUCCAGCCCGGCCGAGUCCCCGCGACUGACCAGCAGCAUGAUCAACUCUUUCAUCACCGGCACCGGCGGCGGCGGCAGCGCUAACGGCAACGGCCCCGGCGGCGUAAAUAACAACGAGUGUAAGAUGGUGGAGGUGCACGGGGUGAAAGUGGCCUCGUUCACCGUGGACGGCCAGGAGCUCAUCUGUCUCCCGCAGGUGUUUGACCUGUUCCUGAAGCACCUGGUCGGCGGGCUGCACACCGUCUACACCAAGCUGAAGCGGCUGGAUAUAUGUCCGGUGGUGUGCACGGUGGAGCAGGUGCGGAUCCUGCGCGGACUCGGAGCCAUUCAGCCGGGCGUGAACCGGUGCAAACUCAUCACCCGAAAAGACUUUGAGGCGCUUUAUAACGACUGCACCAAUGCCAGUUCUCGGCCCGGUCGUCCCCCCAAGCGAUCACUCGGUGUGGCAAUGCAGGACAGCUCUCGUCUGCUCCCUCACAGCGUUCACGGCCUGCUUUCACCCGGUCUGCUUUCCCCGACAGGUCUGACAGCAGCGGCCAUGGCAGAAGCUAUGAAACUUCAGAAAAUGAAGCUGUUGGCCAUGAACAGCAUUCACGGAGCUGGAAGUCAGAACGGUACAGAGUCAGAGACAGAAGAGCUGAACUCCAGCGCGGGCGGUAGUGAGUCUUCCUGGGAUAAAGAGAAACUCCAGUCCCCCCCCUCCUCCGGAGCUCAGCACGGUCUGGCUCACGCCGGGCUCUCCGCUCAGCACGGCCUGUCAGGGUCUCAUCUCUCCUCCCUACAGCAGAGUCAUCUUCUGGCUAACCGGCUUGACCUGCCGUUUAUGAUGAUGCCCCACCCCCUGCUGCCCGUCAGUCUGCCGCCUGCCUCCGUUGCCAUGGCGAUGAACCAGAUGAACCACCUGAACACCAUCGCCAACAUGGCAGCGGCCGCUCAGAUGCACAGCCCCCUUUCCAGAGCAGGAGCGUCUGUCAUCAAGGAGUGUGUUCAGGACAGUCCAUCUCCUACCCCAUCUCUGGAGGAAGGCCCUCGUCCCGGAUCACAGCCCUCAUCACACCCCAGCAGCAGUGUGUCCAGCUCCCCGAACCCACACACACAGAGCCCUGAACGCCUGGUUCUGAACCCGACCGAUGGAGAACUGCCAGAACGAGACACGGGCAUCAAUAUGAAGAAAAUCCUUAAAGAAAAAGAUGAGGCUCAGUUAGCAUUGCCCAUCCAGAAGCAGGGAUUCGAGAAACUUCCUCUGGGCUCUCAGCAACUUCCACCAGGCUUCCCCGCACCCUUCUUGUUUGGAGACGGCCUCUCUUCCGUGGAGACGUUGCUCACUAACAUCCAGGCGGCUCAGGGUCUGCUGAAGGUGGCCGUGGAUAAUGCCCGUGUGCAGGAGAAACAGGUGCAACAGGAACGCAAGGAGUUAAAGAUGGAGCUGUACAGAGAGAGAGAGAUAAGAGAGAGUCUGGAGAGACAGCUCACCUCUGAACUGCAUAGCCGAGCAACUAUUCAGAAGCGUCUAAAGAAGGAAAAGAAGGCAAAGCGGAAACUGCAGGAGGCUUUAGAGUUCGAGUCCAAGAGGAGAGAGCAGGUGGAGCAAGCUCUCAAACAGGCCACGUCUCCCGAGAGUCUCCGCAUGAGUCUGAACGAGGCAGUGAUACCAGAGGUGAAGUCUGAACAUAAUGGCAACCAGCAGGAGAAUUCAGCUGUACAAGAAAACAGACCCUACUCCAAACCUCCAAUCAUGUACUGAAACCUCUGGCUUUUUCAGUCCCACAGUGGAGACAGACACCCAGCUUACCCCACAGACAGACUGGACUUAGACAGAGAGGAUUGUGGGGCUUUUCCCCAGAAGAGGGCGGUGCGGGUGUUGAAUAGCAGUCACCUGAAACUCGUGUACAGGACUUGAGUGUGUAUGUAUGUAUGUGUGUGUGUGUUGAGGUGCAGUGCGUGAGACACCUGUGUCUGUGUCUGGAGCACUGCUUGUUGGCGACCUUCAACACACAAACUUGUAAAAAGAUCUCUCUCUUUUUGACUACUUCUACAUCCAACACUUUUUGAGACUAUAAUAAUUGUUUAUUCCGAAUAAAACUACAGUAAUGGAUAACUUAUCUUUCUGUGAAGCACACCAAACCACCCUCCUAUUAUUAUUAUUAUUAUUAUUAUUAUUAUUAUUAUUGGGUGUUAUCUGCUGAUCCCCAUGAUUCUGUGCACCAGUGAUUCUGAACAGCACAACAGUCAGUAGACGUUUGUCCACAGCACCUCUACAGGGAUACAAGAGACGAAUGGUGUGGACAAUGAUGAAAGGACUGCAAAUCAAAAGUGUGCUUCUUUAAUAAACAUUGUCUAAAUUUGUUGUUUUGUCUGUACAUGAAAGGGACUCUAUAUCAACAUACUUCCUUUUUCUAAUUUGUUGUAUUUUUUUAGAAAGUGUAGAAAUGUUUUUCUUCCCCAUGUUUAUUAUCCUGGUGUUUAUUUUGUUAUCUGGUUUGUUGUUUUCAUCGUACUUUAAUCAGCAUUUCAAACAGAUGCUUAAAUGAUCCUGAAAGACGUCCUCUGUACACCUUUGUAUUCUUUAUUUUGCCCCGCAACAAUGUUUUCCCUAUUUCUCCUUAACUUAAAAAGUAAAGUGUUCAUUUGAUGUUCCUAUAAACACAGUAUUACAGUACCCCCCCUUCUUGUUUUUAACUUUGUUUAUAUAAAGACUUGUAAAAAUGCUUUAGCGUUUGCUAUCCUGAUGUUGUUAUUAUGUGGAUACGUUUUUAGUGACGAAAAAGAUAAGAGACGAGAAUUACCCUUAUGCACAUUUGAAGCGAGCAUGCUUGUAAAUACAAUGAUGACAAAUGACACGUAUCAAUUGAAAAUUAAACGCUGCCUCUUCAAAUCUAUUUUUAAACAUUUGUAGAGACUCCAUAGGUAAUGUAAUCACAAAUCGGCAGCUAUCAAUGAUGUUGAACCUUGUUUUAAAAUGGCGACGGACACUUAUUACAGCCUUGCACAUGCCACAAUGAAUAAAACACCCCUAUGGACAUCUUGGUAGGUUUUCAUUUUGUUUUCCUUGAGUAAUAAAACUGAAAUGGAAACA